GGAAGAAGAAAGGGGCAUCUUUGAAAUUUUGAAAACUGUAGAGCCCAUGAUUUUCACCCAAGAAAAUCAGUGGGCCUAUGAAUCUGCCUCUGAAUGUCAUAUCUGUGAGAAGCCAUUGAAUGGAGAUAAGGUGCGGGACCAUUGCCAUCUUACGGGAGUCUACAGAGGAGCAGCUCAUAAUGGAUGCAACAUCAAUUUCAAAUUUGCAAAUUUUCUACCAGUGGUCUUUCAUAAUCUGAAGGGAUAUGAUUCUCACCUCCUGAUGCAAGCGGUGGGAAAAUUCAAAGACGAAUAGAUUAAGUGUAUUCCGCAGAAUUCAGAAAAAUUCAUCUCUGUUUCUUUGGGUCGUCUACGCUUCAUAGAUUCUCUGCAAUUUCUGAAUGUUUCUUUAGACAAGCUCACGGCUAAUUUGGAAACCCAACAAUUUCAACUGACAAGAACAUGUUUCCAAGAAAAAACAGAUCUGAUGCUUCGAAAAGGUAAUCAGAAUUUCUUAUAACUUUUUAUAUAAGGUAGUGUAUUAUUACUUUUUUAUAUAGGUUAUUUAUCUUAUUUUUUUUCCAGGUGUCUACCCUUAUGAGUACCUAGAUUCGUUUGAACGAUUUGAUGAGCCGCACCUUCCACCUCUCACUGCCUUCUACAGCCAUUUAACAGAGAGUGAUAUCAACGAUGAGGAUUACCAGCAUGCGAACAGAGUCUGGGAAGAAUUCGGAUUACGUCAUCUAGGAGACUACCACGACCUCUAUGUAAAAAGUGAUGUUUUGCUUCUGGCGGAUAUUUUUCAAAACUUCAGACGACUAUGUCUUGAUUUUUACAAACUGGAUUCGGCACACGUUUACACAGCACCUGGUCUGGCCUGGCAAGCACCUGGCCUACACAGGUUUGGCCUGGGAAGCUUCCCUACGCAUGUUCGAUGUCCAACUGGAGUUACUCACCGAUCCUGAUAUGUAUCUCUUUAUAGAAAAGGGCAUUCGAGGUGGCAUCGCUAUGAUUUCACAUCGCUUCAGCCAAGCCAAUAAUAAAUAUAUGGAAAAUUAUGACCCAACGAAGCCAUCAUCUUAUAUUAUGUAUUUGGAUGCCAAUAACCUUUACGGAUGGGCCAUGAGCCAAGCUUUACCAACCCAUGACUUCCGGUGGCAUGACGAUGCGGAAGAAGGAUGUAUCCUUGAAGUUGAUCUGGAGUAUCCAAGGGAACUUCACGAUGAUCAUUCGGACUAUCCUCUUGCUCCCGAACAAGUCGUCGUGACUCCUGAUAUGUGGUCACCUUACACGCGAGACCUGGCAGCUAAAUUCCAAAUCCCACCGAGCAGUUCUAUACCAAACUGGUGCCAAAUCUGCGACCUAAGCAUCGGUACGUGA
Molecule: messenger RNA, 1359 nt
Organism: Stegodyphus dumicola
Lineage: Eukaryota; Metazoa; Arthropoda; Arachnida; Araneae; Eresidae
Biological process (GO): regulation of DNA-templated transcription
Cellular component (GO): nucleus
Molecular function (GO): DNA binding
Source: RefSeq, a predicted model, not a curated record